This is a messenger RNA of Rhodotorula graminis WP1, 2880 nucleotides long. RefSeq lists its product as uncharacterized. The transcript is spliced from 2 exons. Gene Ontology annotation, molecular function: protein binding. Bases 1 to 2880 code for a protein of 959 amino acids. The record is from RefSeq and is a predicted model, not a curated record. NCBI's taxonomy places the organism in Eukaryota, Fungi, Basidiomycota, Microbotryomycetes, Sporidiobolales, Sporidiobolaceae.
AUGCUCGCCUGGUCGCGCGCAGCUCUGCGCACACACCGCUGCCAUGCUCGUCCGCUAGCGCUGCACCGCCAGCUGUCGACCUCGCUCCACCUCAACCUCCCGCCUCGACCACCCGCACCGCCUCUCGCCGCAAACCGUCCGAGGUCCGCCAGGCGCACCGACGCGCACCACGACGACUCGUCCCUCUCCCGCGACUCGUACCACCUCGCGGCCGAGGUGCGCCGCCUCACCGUCCAGGGCAAGGGCGACGUCUCGGCCGCCCUCAACCUCGUCCGCGCGGCACCCGCCGACGCCGCCACCGUCGUCGUGUGGAACGUCCUCCUCAACUCGAUCCUCGUCACGUCCACCACGUCCACCGCGGCGCCCGGCCCGACCCAUGCCCAGGCGGUCCGCAAGGCGUACGACGUCUGGAUGGAGAUGAAGCGCAGGGGGAUCACGCCGUCGGCGAGGGGCUACGGUACCGUCCUGACGGGCGUCGCCAAGCGCGCCAAGCUCGCCCUCGACGACGCGAGCCGCGGCAGGAAAAAGGCCGAGGGGUGGAACGCCGAGUUGCGGGCCAAGGUCGACAUCAUCCACAAGCAGUGGCUCGUUCACUGCGAGCGCGUCCUCGCCAAGGGCGACGACGGCGCCGGCGACGUGACCGGGAUCGUCGGUCUCGACGGCGCCGAGGUCGAGCCGGCCGAGCGCGACGCCGACGACGGCCGCGCCGACACGCCCGUCGACCUGUCGGCGGUCCCGACCAACCAGUACCUGUCGUUCCUCGCCUCGUCCCUCUCGCUCUCGACCCUCCCCUCUCUCGACAAGGCCGCACCCGUCGCCGCAUCCGCACCCGCCGCCGGCCCGGCCAUCCUCAAGCACCUCCUCCAGACCUUCCACUCGCUCCCCGACGCCGACGACCCGUCGCAGGGCACCCUCUCUCGCCUCGCCAAGACGGGCGUGUCGUACUCGGUCAUGCUCUCGGCACUGCGCACGGGCCUGCAGGCUUCGUGCGCAGCCUCCACCGCCCCAUCCUCCCCUCCCUCGUCCACCACCACCGCCGACGCCGCCGCCGCCGCCGAGGCAGGCUGGCCCACCCCGACCGAGCUUCUCGAGACGGCCCUCGCCUCGUGGGAACACCUCCUCGAGCAUCCUCCCGCGCCAGAAGCGCCCCUCGCCUCGAGCGCUGCCCCCCUCAGCCCCGUCGUGCCGACCUCGCUCCUCGCCCUCUUCCUCAUCCCGAGCUCGGCCGUCCUUCCCGCGGCGCUCUUCACGCGUGCGCUCGACGUCGCACGACGCGCGUUCGGCUUUGUGCCGCCCGCCGAGCUCGCGUUGCUCGAGUCGGCCCACGGCGAGGGCGAGAGCGCUCGCGCGGGUCCGAGCGCCGAGCUCGCCGCCCCGCUGUGCACGCCGCUCGAUGCGCCGGGCCUCGGCGUCGCGCUCAGGGUCGCUGCGGCGAGUGGGAGGAAGGACUGGGUCAAGGGCUGGUGGGAGCAGGUCAGGGACUACCCGGCGCGGUUCGGGCUCGAGGGCGAUGGUGCGACCGAGGAGGUCAGGGCGAGGGAGGAGAGCGAGAUCGUUCUCCGAGCUUGCGGAGCAUCUGGCGACGUCGAGGGCAUCGAGGACGUUCUCGGCUACCUCCUCUCGCCGUCCCUACGCCUCUCCCCCCUUCAUCGUCCCGACCUGUCGACCUUUACCCUCGCCAUGACGGCCCUCGCCCGCAUCGGCACCCCAGCCGCCGUCGACGCCUCGCUCCGCACCUGGACCCUCCUCCUCAGCACCCUCGACCCGUCCCCCUCGCCGGCCAUCAAGCCGUUCUACGCCCCUGCCGCCGACUGCCUCGUGCGGUGCGCCCUCUCGACUCGCGACCGCGGCCAGGUCUGGCGCGCCAUCAAGGCCGUCGCGCUCCUCGACCCCGAGUCGGCCCCGCACUCGCCCUCGCCGUUCGGCCCGAGCGCCUUCCCGCCCGCCGCGUCCGAGCCUCGCGCCUCCAAAGCCGGCACCGUCGCCCUCGCCAACUCGCUCGCGCUCGCCCUGAGCCGCGUCGUCGCCGCGCCGCACGGCGCCCAGGACUCGCUCGCGCCCGGGUCGGUCCCGCCCUCUCGGCGGGCCGAGCUCGAGCAGUGGAGCGAGCGCGUCGCGGCGUGGGCCAGCGAGGCGGCGCUGCGCGACGCCGAGACGGUCGGCGGCGAGGAGAGGAGGGAGGGCGAGGGCGAGAUGGAGUGGCGCAGGAGGAUGGUCGCGCUCAAGCGCGCACGUGCGGGCGCGACGGCCCGCAAGGGCGCCUCGUUCGCCCCGUCGGCGAGGACCCCUCGAGCCGACGGGCAGCCGCAGCACACGGAGCGCAGGAAGAAGUGGUGGAGCGACCGGCAGGAGGAGUGGGCGCAGGUGCGGGCCGAGCGGGAAAAGACGGGCGACGGGCGGCGCACGCCGCGAGACCUCCCUCGUCAUGGAGCUGGGCGAGAGGAGCGGGCACCGCGAUGGGAGGGUGGACGCAGGGAGGAGCGGCGAGCGAGGUUCGACGGCGACAAGGGCGCCGCGAGGGAGGAGCGCCCGGGCAGGUCGACGUACGGCUCGGGGCGGCGCGAGGACCGCCCGAGUCGGCCUUUCGAGCGCAGGGACGAUGCUCCUCGGCGCCGCGACGACCGCCCUCGCCCUGAGCAGGGCGACGACCGCGCGCGCUUCCCGCCGCGGCGUCGAGACGACGGCGGCGACUCUGCGUCGGCCCGCCCUCGCUUCGAGCGGUCCGAGCGGCCGGAUCGCGGCGAGCGUGGGUCGGGCCGCGGCUUUGAGCGCAGGGAGGACCGGCCGAGGCGCUUCGAAGGGCGCGAGGAGCGGUCGGGUCGGCCGGCGAGGGACGGGUCUUCUCGCUCAGGCGGUGGUCGGCGCGGGUGGGACGACUGA